Molecule: messenger RNA, 1801 nt
Organism: Ictalurus furcatus (blue catfish)
Lineage: Eukaryota; Metazoa; Chordata; Actinopteri; Siluriformes; Ictaluridae
Gene: gpr3
Product: G protein-coupled receptor 3
Exons: 1
Coding region: 773-1753 (326 amino acids)
Biological process (GO): G protein-coupled receptor signaling pathway
Cellular component (GO): membrane
Molecular function (GO): G protein-coupled receptor activity
Source: RefSeq, a predicted model, not a curated record
GUGUUUUUUUGUUUGUUUUACAUUUUGUCACAAUGGUGGAAAUCAUAAUCCACCAUUAUCAAAGUUAUUAUAUUUAAUAUUGAGUUGAUAUAGUUUUUAGAUUUUUUGACUACUUGAAUUGAAUGGGCAAAUCAAAACAAAAAACAACUAGGCCUGUAAGUAAUGUGUACUGGAAUUUAAUCCUUUCAUGCAUGAAUUAUGAAAAUUUUCUGUGUUUUUACUCUUCUUUAGGCAUACAUUUUUUUUUUACCUUCAUUUUACUUUUAUAUAAAUUUUCCUAAACGUUAUUGAAGUGUCCACUCCAGUGGCUGUUAUGCAGUUAUUCUAUUGAAAUCCUUGCAAUAGCCAGAAAAUGGCUUUUGAAUAGCUGUCCACUGUAGUGACCACUAUGCAGGAAAGGGUUAAUGUCAGUUUAAUAAAAUGUGAUAUGUGAAUGGAAAGUUAUGAAAUAUAAAGCUAUCUGGCUUAUAUUUCAAUAAUAAACACAAAACUGUUUUAUUCAUAAAAUAUUCUAUACAGGGGGUGCUUUUGUUUUGUUUCUUUUCUUUUUUUUUCUUUCUUUUUUAUAGCUGCAACAUUUUGAGAAAUUCAGGUAAUUAGUAUUUGUAUACUAACCUAUUGCAGUGCAUUGUGGGAUUUCAUGAGCACACUGGAUACUUUCUGACCACAAAUUGGAUCCCAAAAUAAUCUCCUAUAUACAGGUCAUAUCAUAUGUUGAGCCUUGCUAUCUUGAUGAUACACUGAAGCAUCAUUUCUCUCCUCUCCUACAGACAUGGCCCUUAAUGACUCUGACGUGGGCUUGGAGGUUGUCUUUGAGAUCGACCCCCUCCUGCAGCUCUCCGAUGUCCGCCUUACACCUGACCCCAUGGCAUCAGCGGUGUUGAGUCCAUGGGAUGUGGCCCUGUGUGUGUCAGGUGCCCUGAUUUGUGGCGAGAAUGCAAUCAUCAUAGUGACCAUCCUCUCUUCAGCAUCUUUGCGGGCGCCUAUGUUCCUGCUCAUUGGUAGCUUAGCUUGGGCAGACUUCCUGGCAGGAGUUGGACUGCUGCUGUACUUUAUGUCUCACUGGUGUGUGUCCUCGAGGGGACUGGAGCUGGCUAGUGUGGGCCUGCUGGUAAGCGCACUCAGUGCGUCUGUUUUCUCCUUGCUGGGCAUUACACUAGACAGAUUCCUGUCUCUCCACCGAGCCCUGACGUAUGGCUCACGCCGCGCACACACACACACUUGCUGUGCUCUGGCUAUGGGGUGGACUCUGGCGGGGCUGCAGGGGGUUCUUCCUGCUUUAGGCUGGAACUGUCUGGACGAUGGACAGUCAUGCAGCGUAGUGUGGCCGCUGACCCGAGUGCAUUUGGCUACACUGUGUGGAGGCUUUCUGCUGGCCCUGGCUCUAAUGCUGCAGCUCAAUGCCUGGAUCUGCCAAGUUGUCCUGCGCCACUCACAUCAGAUUGCCCUACAGAGACACACACUGCCCUCUGCACGCACACACACACGCCGACGUGUGCACACUCUCGCCCUCAUCCUUGCCAUCUUCGCCAGCUGUUGGAUCCCCUUUGCUCUGUAUGGUCUCCUCGGAGAUGGAUCAUCACCUGGCCUAUACACAUAUGCCACUCUGGUGCCAGUCACAGGAAACUCUCUGCUCAACCCUUUGAUUUAUGCCUACAGAAACACACACAUACAGCGUGCACUGAGGCAGGCUUGCUGCUGCUGCCUACCAAAUACAUUUACCAAAAACACGCACACACCAAGUGAUGUGUAACAGACAGCUUAUCUGAAAUAUGAUAAUUGGCGCCAUGACGGAUCAUGC